CAAAUGUCACUUUUGUCACUUCAAUGAACGUCGGUUUUGUUAAUAAAUAAUUAUUAUUUUAUUGUUAUUUCCAAUUUAAAUAUAACUAUUAUAAUGAUUUACACAUUAUAAAUAUAAGAAUAUUGUAUUACUAUAAGUAUUCCACGUGACAUUUAACUAUACAAUAAUGGAAGCAAAUAGUGUUAUUUUAUGUGACAAUCUAAUCAAAUGGUUGCAGACUUUGAAUCUAAAUGCUAAACAUGCUACUCCAUCAGAAUUGUCAGAUGGUGUCGCAAUAGCAGAAGCACUCACUCAAAUAGCACCUGAAUACUUCACCUCAAAUUGGAACUCCAAAAUUAAAACUGAUGUUGGCCAUAACUGGCGACUUAAAGUCAGCAAUUUAAAAAAAAUCUUAGAAGGAGUAGUGGACUACCACCAGGACAUAUUGAGUCUGAGUCUUGACGAGUUCUCUAGACCCGAUGUUGUUAAUAUCGCUGAGCAUGCCGAUCGGACGGAUUUGGGCAGAUUGUUGCAAUUGGUGCUUAGUUGCGCAGUCAACUGCAUUAAGAAAGAGGAAUACAUCACUCGUAUUAUGGAUCUGGAGCUAUCGUGCCAGCGUUCGAUAAUGCAGGCUAUACAGGAGUUGGAGACGAUAACGUUGGGUCCGAAUCGUAACAGCAUUCAUUCGGACACACCGGCCGUAGAACAGACUGAUGCUGAUAUGAGAGAAGCGCUUGCUCAGAGAUGUCAUGAGCUCGAUACACAGGUGAAAAUACUUCAAGAAGAGAAGAUGACGCUAUUGAGUGAAGUCAGUCGCCUGACGGCGGCCAGGGUGGAAGGUGGUGAGGAGAAUAAAGAUAUGGAUGAGGGCGGGGCUUCAUUGGGACCGGCCCACGCUGGUACCCUAAGGUACAGCAAUAUGCGGGCACAGCUCGAUGCUCUGAAAGAUGAACUUUAUAAAGUAGAACUACAGAGGGACGACCAGCGAGUCCGGGCCGACAACCUGGAGCGGGAGCUGGCUAUGACCAAGUUGAAGAACGAAGAGUUACAGAUGGCUGCAUCAGAGAACGUGGCUCUUAAAGAUGAAGUGGACGCACUGAGGGAGACGGCGGCCAAGGCUGCGGCUCUGGAAGCCGCGGUGGCUUCCUACAAGAAGAGGAUGGAGGAACACGUGGAUCUGAGAAGACAGGUGAAGCUCCUAGAGCGCGCCAACACUGAGCACGUCCAGCGAGCCAUCGAGCACGAGCAGGCGGCGGCGCGCGCGCUCGCGCUCCGGUCGCAGCUUGAUAUAUAUAAGAAACAGGUGACGGAUCUGAACGAGAAACUAGACGCGGAGAUCACGAAGGCGGAUAAGCUGGAGAUAGAGAACAAGAAGCUGAGCAGUCGCGGGGCCUCGCUGCAGAGGGAGAGGGACGCGCUGCUGGCGGAGAGGGACACGCUGCGGGAGACGGUGGACGAGCUGAGGUGUUCCACCAUCACUGUCGGUGCAAGCGAGGACAAUGUGUCGCGGGAGUUGAUACCGCACGACCUGAAAGAACGAAUGAUACGGUUGGAACACGAGAACAAGCUGCUGAGACAGAACCAGGGAGCACAAGCGGACCAGGCCUCUGUACAGACGCUUCUAGAAGACUACGCGUCUCGUCUUGAAAAGCAGCGCGCUUUGAACCGUGAAGCGAAUGCUCGUAUCAUGCAGUUAGAGGCGGCACUGGAGCCCGCGCCCUCUAGACCCGCCGUUGACGACGCCAGGAAAUCCCUACAAAUUGAAGAUCUUCAAUCAGCGCUAGCAGACAAACAAGCGCAAGUGAACAAGCUGCAGGAAGCGCUGUCUGCGCGCGAGGCGGAGCUACUAGCGACUGAGGAUAAAUACAAGAAAUGUGUGGAAAAGGCCAAGGAAGUCAUAAAGUCUCUAGAUCCUAGGACUACUGGUCAGCAGUCUUUAUCGGACAUCACGUUGGGAUACACUCGUGGUGCUGGAGUGGCGAGUGCGACCAGCGCUUCCGCGUCCAGGGCAGAGGGCGCCACUAAUAAUAACAGACACGAAUGGAGUGGUAGCGGCAGCGCUAGCGGCAGUGAAGAGAGUGGUCGUUGUGUGAACGAGCAGCGUCUUCUAGCGUCCGCGUGGUACCAGCUCGGCGCGAGGUGUCACCGUGAGGCGGUGGAGUCGAGGUUCGCCCUGCUGUCCGCGGGUCACUCAUUCCUGGCCCGCCAACGACGCCAGCCCCCCCGCCCUCGCCCAGCGCCCGCACAAUGACGCCCGCCCUGACGCAUGCUCGGUCUGCACACCGUUCAUGUUACACAGGACACCAAUAUAUUUUGAAUGCGAUUGUGAAUCGUAUAUAUGGAAGUGAGUUGAUGUGUGACUAACAAAAUCCAUGAGACCAUUUGAAUGUUUAAUUUUCCAUCGUUAGUGCAGGUCUAAUACUGUGAUAAGUGUUGGAAGGAUGCAUUCGUGCGUUGAGUGUUUGGUUAAUUAAGUAGUGUAGUGUUUGUGAUACCAUAAUAUUACACAUCUAACUACAACAAUCCCACAUGACUAAUGAUUUAUGUUUAAUAAAUUUCCCAGUCUAUUUUGCGACAUAAAUCCAUGUAAUGUCUGUGAUUAAUUUCAUUUUGCAUAUUUCUUUAUCUGUUAAAUGUUAUCUCGCAUUCACAUAUAUAUAAAUUCAUGAGACACAAACAUAUUAUUCCUCUAUCACCAUAUUAAUAUAUAAUUUUAAUGGUUUUCAUAUACAUAAUUAAAUCUAAUAAUAAAUACAUGAGUAAUUGUAUUGGUAGUGAGAGUGCAAUUAUGUAAAAUUUAUAUUUAGUGUUAAGAAAUCAGAUAUUGAUUUUUAAGACUUGACUCUACUACCUUAGUGUCUUCAUAAACAUUACCUCAGAAACAGUACUCUUUCAUAUUAAAAUACAACUUAUAUAAAUAUUCCUUUAGUAAAGUUCCAAACGAAUUUUCAACAUAAAUCCUUCUUUUUUUUUGUCUUUUAACUUACAAAUAGUUAAUACAUUUAUAAAUAAGUUAUAUACAUUUUGUAUAAUUUAUGUUUUUACUAUAUUUAAAUCAUAUUUCCUUUGUAUAUUUUCUCUUAGUUUGUCCAAGAAGUAAUUAGUGCAAUUAAAGACUUUGUUGAAAUGUUCUUUUUUCUAUCAUUUGUAAGUAAUUUCUUAAUUGAAUUAAAAUAAAUCGAAAAAUAUAUGAUAAUUUUAAUAAUAUAUUAUUUUUUUUCUGUUAGUCUAAUUUUUGCUCAUUAAAAUAUUAGUAUUAGGACAUACAAAUUUAGAGCAUUUUGUUUUUGAUUUUUUAUUUUUAAAGUGUGAUUUCUAUUAAACAUGUAUUAUUUAAGGUAAAUCAAAAAUAAUUUAUCACAUCUAUAUUUGUUAAAGGGCCAAGGAACAAAUAUAUAAGUUUUUAGGCAAUUUAGAUAGAAAAUCACAUAUAUAUGUUAUGUCCAAUAACUAGUAAGAGAUAUUUAUUAUAAGAUAUGUACUAUGUUCAUUUUUAACUAUGUAAUUAUUUGUUUAUCAAAGAAUAUACAAGUGUAAUUAUUUUAGCAGUUUUAAUAUGUUUCAUAGCACUUUUUUUAUAGUUAUUAUUGUGUUAAUUGAUAAAAUUAACUUUGAUAUAUGUUUAAAUAUUACAUAUUGUAUUGUUUACUCUAAUCAAUUAUCACAUUUUUGCCGUUGCUACUUGGAAUAUUUUCAGUCAUUUUAAUAGUGAAAUGUAUUCACUCAGCUAAAAUAUAUGUGUAACUUAAUUAAGUUACUCCUUUCCUGUAAUGUCUGUCUGAUUGGAACUUGCAAGCCUUAUUAUCAAGGUAUGUUUUAAAUAUUUUUUUAUACUUCUCAGUUCACAACUAUAUGAAAACUAAAUUUUAAUACCCUUAUGCAGUCUAUAUUACGAACCAUAUACUUUUAUAUAUAAUAGGCCUGAACAUCUUAGUUAAAGUGACAAAAAACUAAUAUUGUUAGUUAAUCUUAACACUCCUACUAAGUUAAACGCUAAGUUCAAGUUACAUCAAUAUAUUCUCUGUAUUAACAAGUAACAUAUAAUAUAGAAUGAGAUUUUUUAUAAACAAUCGCACAUUAUUUUUUAAAUUAUUUGUGAAGUGUUUCUUGUUUAUAAACAUCCCCUGAUAAAUUAUUAAUAGUUUAAUAAAUCUUUAUACCCACA
Molecule: messenger RNA, 4144 nt
Organism: Danaus plexippus (monarch butterfly)
Lineage: Eukaryota; Metazoa; Arthropoda; Insecta; Lepidoptera; Nymphalidae
Gene: hook
Product: protein hook
Exons: 14
Coding region: 167-2230 (687 amino acids)
Biological process (GO): cytoplasmic microtubule organization; cytoskeleton-dependent intracellular transport
Cellular component (GO): cytoplasm; centrosome
Molecular function (GO): microtubule binding; dynein light intermediate chain binding
Source: RefSeq, a predicted model, not a curated record